This is a messenger RNA of Ciona intestinalis (vase tunicate), 1373 nucleotides long. Its product is annotated as outer mitochondrial transmembrane helix translocase-like. The record is from RefSeq and is a predicted model, not a curated record. Gene Ontology annotation, biological process: extraction of mislocalized protein from mitochondrial outer membrane. Gene Ontology annotation, molecular function: ATP binding; ATP hydrolysis activity. NCBI's taxonomy places the organism in Eukaryota, Metazoa, Chordata, Ascidiacea, Phlebobranchia, Cionidae. Gene Ontology annotation, cellular component: mitochondrial outer membrane.
AACUAGUAACUUUGAUCAUGGCAGGUUUGAUAAGAACAGAAUGAUCCUGUAAACAUAUUAGAUAUUAUACACAUCGUUUGAAGUUAUGGGGGUCAAACUGGAAGUUAGAGGUUUUGAAGAUGCUGAAGUGACCAGCAAAUCUCAACUAAUAGGGUUAAUAGUUCGGUUGGUGUUUACUGGGGCUGCUGGCUACUUUCUCUAUAAGUAUGUGGAUAAAGUAUUAGGUAUCCUUGACCCAACAAAGAAACAAAAGAAAGCAAGUGAAGAAAAGGCACAAGCGUUGUUGAAAUUGCUGGGCAAGCAUAACAUUACUGAUUUAAACCUCACAGAGUAUGAAUUAAACAUUGCUUCACAACUCAUAAUCCCUAAAGAUAUUCCUGUUUCAUGGAAUCAGAUUGGAGGACUGGAUUAUAUUGUUGAGCAAAUAAAAGAAACCGUCAUUCUACCGUUUCAUAAACGUGAUAUAUUUCGUCAAUGUAAGCUGUUCCUCCCCCCAAAAGGUAUCUUAUUGUACGGGCCCCCAGGGUGUGGAAAAACAAUGAUUGCCAAAGCAACCGCAAGAGAAGCUGGUUGUGCUUUUAUCAACAUUGAAGUUCAACAAUUAACUGACAAAUGGUAUGGAGAGUCGCAAAAACUUGCAGCAGCUGUGUUCUCAUUGGCGCAUAAAUUACAACCUGCAAUUAUUUUUAUUGAUGAGAUUGAUGCCUUCCUUCAAAUGCGUUCGGAUCGUGAUCAUGAAGUGACUGCGAUGAUGAAAGCAACCUUCAUGAGUCUAUGGGAUGGGCUUGCUUCGGAUAAUGAAAGUCAGGUUAUGGUGAUGGGAGCCACGAAUCGGCCACAGCAAAUCGAUCAAGCAAUUCUUAGAAGGAUGCCAAUCAAACUCAACGUACCAAUGCCGGAUUUAAAACAACGAGCGAAUAUUUUAUCAAUCGUUCUUGAAGUUGAAGAUGUUUCUGAUGAUGUUGAUCUUGAAUUACUUUCGGAAUCAUUAAAUGGAUUUAGUGGAAGUGACAUCAGAGAGAUGUGUCGUCACGCAUCAGUGGCCCGGGUACACGAGCAUAUUCAAAGCGGUGCUGAUUCAGAUACUCUACGUUCAGUAUGUAUGAAUGAUUUGGUACAAGCUUCCAAAGUAAUGCAACAGAGUAAAGGUUCAGAAGUUCCAUACCUGUUUCCUGACGUACUUGGUAAACAUGGGCGAGAUGUUUGAUGUCUUCGACUAGAAUCACAUUCGGAGAAUGUUGAUUUAUCUUCUCGCUACUGAUCAAGUUAAUUGUAUUUUAUACAAAAUGCUUCAAACAACCAACAUUAAAAAUUAAAUGUUUAUUACAUCAGUUAAACUUCCUCGAAAAUAAACCAAGAACAAUUCAACUUAA